CGCGGAGCGCAGCUGUGAGCGAGUCUUUCUGAUCCGGGGCCCCGGAACCCGAGCUGGAGCUGAAGCGCAGGCUGCGGGGAGCGGAGUCGGGAGGCCUGAGUGUUUGUUCCAGCAUGUCGGAGGGGGAGUCCCAGACAGUACUCAGCAGUGGCUCAGACCCAAAGGUAGAAUCCUCAUCCUCAGCUCCUGGCCUGACGUCAGUGUCACCUCCUGUGACCUCCACAACCUCAGCAGCUUCCCCAGAGGAAGAAGAGGAAAGUGAAGAUGAGUCUGAGAUCUUGGAAGAGUCACCCUGUGGGCGCUGGCAGAAGAGGCGAGAAGAGGUGAAUCAGCGGAAUGUACCGGGUAUUGACAGUGCAUACCUGGCCAUGGAUACAGAGGAGGGUGUAGAGGUUGUGUGGAAUGAGGUACAGUUCUCUGAGCGAAAGAACUACAAGCUGCAGGAGGAAAAGGUCCGUGCUGUGUUUGAUAAUCUGAUUCAGUUGGAACAUCUCAACAUUGUCAAGUUUCACAAGUAUUGGGCUGACAUUAAAGAGAACAAGGCCAGGGUCAUUUUUAUCACAGAAUACAUGUCAUCUGGGAGUCUUAAGCAAUUUCUGAAGAAGACCAAAAAGAACCACAAGACUAUGAAUGAAAAGGCUUGGAAGCGUUGGUGCACACAAAUCCUCUCUGCCCUAAGCUACCUGCACUCCUGUGACCCCCCCAUCAUCCAUGGGAACCUGACCUGUGACACCAUCUUCAUCCAGCACAACGGACUCAUCAAGAUUGGCUCUGUGGCUCCUGACACUAUCAACAAUCAUGUGAAGACUUGUCGGGAAGAACAGAAGAAUCUCCACUUCUUUGCACCAGAAUAUGGAGAAGUCACUAAUGUGACAACGGCAGUAGACAUCUACUCCUUUGGCAUGUGUGCACUGGAGAUGGCAGUGCUAGAGAUUCAGGGCAAUGGAGAGUCCUCAUAUGUGCCACAGGAAGCCAUCAGCAGUGCCAUUCAGCUUCUAGAAGACCCAUUACAGAGGGAGUUCAUUCAAAAGUGCCUGCAGUCUGAACCCGCUCGCAGACCAACAGCCAGAGAACUUCUGUUCCACCCAGCACUGUUUGAAGUGCCCUCGCUCAAACUCCUUGCUGCCCACUGCAUUGUGGGACACCAGCACAUGAUCCCAGAGAAUGCUCUGGAGGAGAUCACCAAAAACAUGGAUACCAGUGCUGUACUGGCUGAAAUCCCUGCAGGACCAGGAAGAGAACCAGUUCAGACAUUGUACUCUCAGUCACCAGCUCUGGAACUGGAUAAAUUCCUUGAAGAUGUCAGGAACGGGAUCUACCCCCUGACGGCCUUUGGGCUGCCUCGGCCCCAGCAGCCACAGCAGGAGGAGGUGACAUCACCUGUGGUGCCGCCUUCUGUCAAGACUCCAACACCUGAACCCGCUGAGGUGGAGACCCGCAAGGUGGUGCUGAUGCAGUGCAACAUCGAGUCGGUGGAGGAGGGCGUCAAACACCAUCUGACGCUUCUGCUGAAGCUGGAGGACAAACUGAACCGGCACCUGAGCUGUGACCUGAUGCCAAAUGAGAACAUCCCCGAGUUGGCGGCGGAGCUGGUGCAGCUGGGCUUCAUUAGCGAGGCGGACCAGACGCGACUGACUUCUCUGCUGGAGGAGACCCUGAGCAAGUUCAAUUUUGCCAGGAACAGCACCCUCAACUCAGCCGCUGUCACCGUCUCCUCUUAGAGCUCACUCGGGCCCAGCCCCUAAUCUGAGCUGUGGCUGUGCUACGACAUGUGCUACAGCCUUCCUGCCCCUUCCCCCCAGACAGUAUUACCCUGUGAAGCCCCUCUCUCCUUUAUUAUUCAGGAGGGCUUUGGGGCUCCCCGGUUCUGAGCAUCACCCUACCCACCCCUCCCCUUCUCUUCCAUCCCUCUGCACUUUGUUUACUUGUUUUGCACAGACGUGGGCCUGGGCCUUCUCAGCAGCCGCCUUCUAGUCGGGGGCUAGUAGCUGAUCUGCUGGCUCCCGCCCAGCCUGUGUGGAAAGGAAGCCCACGGGCGCUGGGAGCUGAAUUCUACAAUCCCGCUGGGGCGGACGGGGCGGGAGAGAAGGGUGGUGCUGCAGGGGUGGCCCCGGGGGGCCAUUCGAUUCGCCUCAGUUGCUGCUGUAAUAAAAGUCUACUUUUUGCUA
This is a messenger RNA of Aethalodelphis obliquidens (Pacific white-sided dolphin), 2168 nucleotides long. RefSeq names its product nuclear receptor binding protein 1 (gene NRBP1). Gene Ontology annotation, molecular function: ATP binding; protein kinase activity. Bases 114 to 1721 code for a protein of 535 amino acids. NCBI's taxonomy places the organism in Eukaryota, Metazoa, Chordata, Mammalia, Artiodactyla, Delphinidae. Gene Ontology annotation, biological process: protein phosphorylation. The record is from RefSeq and is a predicted model, not a curated record. The transcript has 18 exons.